CUCUGGCGCUGUCUCCACGCCCCGGCGCGCGGCGGCGCGGGGUGAGAGGUCGGGAAGAUGGCGGCGGCCUUGGGGGAGGAGGUGCCGGACAACGAGGACUACUACUCGCUGCUCAACGUGCGGCGGGAGGCCUCUCAGGAGGAGCUGAAGGCUGCCUACCGCCGGCUGUGCAUGCUGUACCACCCCGACAAGCACAGGGACCCCGAGCUCAAGACGCAAGCCGAGCGCCUCUUCAACCUGGUGCAUCAGGCUUACGAAGUGCUUAGUGAUCCACAGACCAGAGCCAUCUAUGACAUAUAUGGGAGGAGAGGACUGGAAAUGGAAGGAUGGGAGGUUGUGGAGAGGAAGAGAACCCCAGCUGAAAUCAGGGAAGAAUUUGAGCGUCUGCAGAGAGAGAGGGAAGAGAGAAGGCUUCAACAGAGAACAAAUCCAAAGGGAACCAUCAGUGUUGGCAUAGAUGCCACCGACCUGUUCGAUCGCUACGACGAGGAGUACGAGGACGUGCCCGGGAGCGGCUUCCCCCAGAUCGAGAUCAACAAGAUGCACAUCUCCCAGUCCAUCGAGGCACCACUGACUGCCACAGACACAGCAAUCCUGUCUGGUAACCUUUCCACCCAGAAUGGGAACGGAGGUGGCUCAAUCAACGUUGCUCUGAGACGAGUGACAUCUGCCAAGGGCUGGGGCGAGCUGGAGUUUGGAGCAGGAGACCUUCAGGGACCUCUCUUUGGGCUGAAGAUAUUCCGUAACCUUACACCACGAUGCUUCAUCACCACCAACUGUGCCCUGCAGUUCUCGUCGCGCGGGGUGCGCCCCGGCCUCACCACGGUGCUGGCUCGGCACCUGGACAGGAACACCAUGGGCUACCUGCAGUGGCGCUGGGGCCUGCAGUCCGCCAUGAACACCAGCCUGGUGCGCGACACCAAGAGCAGCCACUUCACCCUGGCCCUGCAGCUGGGCAUCCCCCACUCCUUCGUGAUGGUCAGUUACCAGCACAAGUUUCAGGAUGAGGAUCAAACACGAGUGAAAGGCUCUCUCAAGGCAGGUUUCUUUGGGACCAUAGUGGAGUAUGGAGCAGAGAGGAAGAUUUCCAGGCACAGCGUUCUAGGAGCCACUGUCAGUGUUGGUGUGCCCCAAGGAGUGUCUCUCAAAAUCAAGUUGAACAGGGCCAGCCAGACCUACUUCUUCCCUGUGCACCUAACAGAUCAGCUGCUUCCCAGUGCUGUGUUCUAUGCCACUGUGGGACCUCUAGUGAUCUACUUUGCCAUGCACAGGCUGAUCAUCAAACCCUACCUCAGGGCACAAAAGGAGAGGGAGCUGGAGAAGCAGAGGGAGAGCACAGCCAGCGACAUCCUUCAGAAGAAGCAGGAGGCCGAGGCUGCGGUGCGGCUGAUGCAGGAGUCCGUCCGCAGGAUCAUCGAAGCGGAGGAAGCCAGGAUGGGUCUGAUCGUGGUGAACGCCUGGUACGGGAAGUUCGUGAACGACAACAGCAGGAGGAAUGAGAAGGUGAAGGUGAUCGAUGUGACUGUGCCCCUGCAGUGCCUGGUGAAGGACUCCAAGCUCAUCCUGACAGAGGCCUCCAAGGCUGGGCUGCCAGGUUUCUACGACCCCUGUGUGGGUGAGGAGAAGAGUUUGAAAGUGCUUUACCAGUUCCGAGGGGUUCUGCACCAGGUGAUGGCAGCUGACAGCGAGGCCCUCAGGAUACCCAAGCAGUCUCACAGGAUCGAUGCCGAUGGCUAACGUGGGGGCGGCGCGGCUGUUACAGACCCUGGGGCAGCACCACCUGCAACCCCCCUGGGCACUGCCACCUUCAGCAGAGACAUUUUGACCCUUCCUGUCCGUGUGGCAGGUGGUGCCCUGCCAGCUGUGUUAGGAGACAGGAGAGCAGCUGCUUGCCCGGGUGCUGCCCCGCGCUGUGGUAACAAUAAAGAGAGUGACUCGGAGUGCGCCGUGCUUUCUGCCAGGGCCUGCGGGGGGCACCGGGCACCACCCUCGGCCAGCUGGCACGGGCUGGGCGCUCUGCCUGAGCUGCUGUGCUCCUCACUUGCUCACGUGCUGCCCAGGGUAGGUAAGGUACCACCACUUCUGCUCAGAGGAGCUGCCAGGUCCCCUCUGCAGCUCCUCUGGAACCGGUGGCUGUCAGGGUCACACCAAACUCCAGCCAGAGUGGAUGAGAGAGCAGCCAGAGCUCAGCUUCCAGGGUGGCUCUGUGCCACCUCCUCAGGGUGGAGGCUGCUGGCUGAGCAGUGGUGCCUGGGGCAGGGUGGGAGGGAAGGAGCUCUCUUCAGCACAGCUCUGAGGUGUUUGGUUUGGGUCUGGCUGAGCAGGGCAGACACAGCAGAGCCUUCAGCAAGGCCUGAGAGCCCUGAGCCGCAGCAGGCAUCGCUCUGCCCUGCUCCAGCACCUGGGCCCCACCAGGAUUCCCCUGACAGCAGAGGGCAAGGAGCAGCUGCUGUAGAGAGCUGGGGGUACCCCUCAGCACCCAAGAGGGAUGGGCAGCACCCCCUGGCAGCACGCCUGCAGCGUUGCCAUGCUGCCACCUGGCACACCGCUGCACACCAGUAAAGCAGAAGCACAGACUCCUGAGGUCAGGGUAAGACAAAGUCGUUGUUCACUUGUUCCACAUUUAAGGAAAAACCAUGGUUCAUUAAAACAGUUUUAAUGAAAAAAUAAAGUUCUGGAGUAAGCUCUCAUUGUACAUGGCUGCAGUGAUGAAGGAGAAGGGAGACGCUG
Messenger RNA from Dryobates pubescens (Downy woodpecker), 2730 nucleotides. RefSeq names its product DnaJ heat shock protein family (Hsp40) member C11 (gene DNAJC11). Lineage: Eukaryota; Metazoa; Chordata; Aves; Piciformes; Picidae. The record is from RefSeq and is a predicted model, not a curated record. The transcript has 16 exons. The coding region runs from base 58 to 1737 and encodes 559 amino acids. Gene Ontology annotation, biological process: cristae formation.